GGGAGGGAGGGAGAGAAAGGGAGAAAAGGAAGGGAGCUGGCGGGGCGCUGCGUGUGUCUGUGCGUGUGCGAGUGUGAGUGAGUGUGAGUGCCGGGCCCUGCCUCUGCUGGUGCCCCGGCGGAGGGGCCUGCUGGCCUGGGGAGGGCGGGCGGGCUGCUUGGAGGCAGAGGCAGAGGCGGCGGCGGGGAGAGCAGAGGAGGAGGAGGAGGAGGAAAGAGCGGAGCAGCCAUUGUUGAGGGAAACCUUGCAAACAAAGAAGGCUCCGGACUCCCCGCGGCCCCCCGCCCCCCAGGCCGGCCCCCUGGCCCCGGGUCCCCAGCCCAGUGGCCAUUGUAACUUUCUCCCGGGGCUGUGGCCGCAGUGGGGCGGGCCGAGGCCGUGCGUGCGAGUCUUUGUGCAGCCCGCGGAGUGGAACUCCCAGCCAGGCCUGCCUGUCCCACUCGGGACAUGAGCGGCUGAAGUUGGCCCCCCCUCAGGCCUCACCCCUUCCAGGGCCCCUCUGGGCUCGCAGCCGCUCCCCGCACCUCUCCUGGCCCCCUCAGUUCUCCCAGGUUGUUCCUCAAAGUCAUUCAAGCUGUACUCGCCCAAGGAGCCCCCGAACGGCAACGCCUUCCCCCCCUUCCAUCCCGGCACCAUGCUAGAUCGGGAUGUGGGCCCAACUCCCAUGUACCCGCCUACCUACCUGGAGCCUGGGAUUGGGAGGCACACACCAUAUGGCAACCAAACUGACUACAGGAUAUUCGAGCUUAACAAACGGCUUCAAAACUGGACAGAGGAGUGUGACAAUCUCUGGUGGGAUGCUUUCACAACUGAGUUCUUUGAGGAUGAUGCCAUGUUAACCAUCACUUUCUGCCUGGAGGAUGGACCAAAGAGAUAUACCAUUGGCCGGACCCUGAUCCCACGCUACUUCCGCAGCAUCUUUGAGGGGGGUGCUACGGAGCUCUACUAUGUACUUAAGCACCCCAAGGAGGCAUUCCACAGCAACUUUGUUUCCCUUGACUGUGACCAGGGCAGCAUGGUGACCCAGCAUGGCAAACCUAUGUUCACCCAGGUUUGUGUGGAGGGCCGGUUGUACCUGGAGUUCAUGUUUGAUGACAUGAUGCGGAUAAAGACGUGGCACUUCAGUAUCCGGCAGCACCGAGAGCUCAUCCCCCGCAGCAUCCUUGCCAUGCAUGCCCAGGACCCCCAGAUGUUGGAUCAGCUCUCCAAAAACAUCACCCGGUGUGGGCUGUCCAAUUCCACUCUCAACUACCUCCGACUCUGUGUGAUACUCGAGCCCAUGCAGGAGCUCAUGUCCCGCCACAAGACCUACAGCCUCAGCCCCCGUGACUGUCUCAAGACCUGCCUCUUCCAGAAGUGGCAGCGCAUGGUAGCACCCCCUGCGGAGCCUGCACGGCAGCAGCCCAGCAAGCGGCGGAAAAGGAAGAUGUCAGGGGGCAGCACCAUGAGCUCGGGGGGCGGCAACACCAACAACAGCAACAGCAAGAAGAAAAGCCCAGCCAGCACCUUCGCCCUCUCCAGCCAGGUACCUGAUGUGAUGGUGGUGGGGGAGCCCACCCUGAUGGGCGGGGAGUUCGGGGACGAGGACGAGAGGCUCAUCACCCGUCUGGAGAACACCCAGUUUGACGCGGCCAACGGCAUUGACGACGAGGACAGCUUUAACAACUCCCCUGCCCUGGGCGCCAACAGCCCCUGGAACAGCAAGCCUCCGUCCAGCCAAGAGAGCAAAUCGGAGAACCCCACGUCACAGGCCUCCCAGUAAAGGCUUUGCCAUGGCCACCGCCACCCAGCGCUCUGCCUGUCUGCCCCACCCCUCGAAGCCCCAGGGAGCAGAAGACAGAAUGAAGAGACUGAGUAUCUAAAAUGGGCAGCCUCAUCCACCCGCUUCAGGGAGGAACUGGACUCACUGGGGGCAGGUGCCAAGAUUUGCCCCCCCAGUGGCCCUGGGCUGGGGCUGGCCUCUGCAGAGCCUUUUGGGGGAAGGGGGUACUCAUGUGGAUGCCUAUGUGGACCCUGGGCCUCUGAGAAAUGUCCCGACCACCUCCCAGGGCAUUUGCCGCCAUCCUCACCCCAGGUUCUGGGUUCCCUCAUCCUCCUGACUCCACCCUCUUCAAGCCUGGGGUUGUCUAUGCCCACAGCCCUUAGGGACUUAAAAGUUAUGGGGCUUGGUUGAAUGCCCCUCCUGCAAACCCUCCCCUUAGGUGGCUGGUAGUAGAGGGGUAAAGCUCUGGGCUCCUCCCUUCUGCCACCUAUCCCAGCUCCAAGUUUUUUAAAAAAUAAUAUUAUUAAAAAUGUAAGUU
Messenger RNA from Lipotes vexillifer (Yangtze River dolphin), 2300 nucleotides. RefSeq names its product LIM domain binding 1 (gene LDB1). The record is from RefSeq and is a predicted model, not a curated record. The coding region runs from base 635 to 1762 and encodes 375 amino acids. The transcript is spliced from 11 exons. Lineage: Eukaryota; Metazoa; Chordata; Mammalia; Artiodactyla; Lipotidae.